AUGUAUGCUGUUGACGCUCUCGAGCACUCGCACAUCUACCGUACCCCCGACUGGGCCCAGCUUCCCGAGAAUCUCCUGGCCCAGGGCCGGGCAUUUGCAUACGAGCGCUUCAGCAGCGUGCAGAGACUUGACUAUGCAGCGCGGGCCGUCCACCUGACAUCCGGAGAGCUGGCUCGCGCGGUGCAAGUGACCAAGCACACGCUGGUGGACGUCCACCUGAGUGGCACGUGCAGCGGCAUUGAAGUGGCACCCCUGCAGGAGUGCGUGCAUCUGCGCCGUCUGUCCUUCAGCGACACAGAUGUCAGGGAUGUUGCUCUGGCAUCGCUGCUCAGGCAUCUGCCCGAGCUCGGGCACCUGGGUCUCUCCCACUGCUAUCACCUUCGGGGGGACUUCCUGUGCAUCCUGGAUGCCUGCCCCCUCCUGACUUCCUUGGCAAUCUACCACUGCGGGAUGCACAUCACGGAACUGGCUCUGCAAGCGGUGGCCCAGCUCAGCCACCUGGAAGUCCUGAGUUUGGAGUUUUGCGACUUGCUGUUCCCACCCAGCUCCCUGCAGGCCACGCUGGAGCAUCUGGGGAGCCUGAGGUCAUUCUCCAUGGCCGGCAACACAGCAUUUACCAACGACUACCUAAAAUGUGUGGCGGGCAGCCCCUGCGCCCCUUUGCUGGAAGACCUGGACCUGUCGCGGACCAGCAUCUCCACCAUGGGCGACCCGGGCGCGUGGGUCUUGCUGCAGCACUUCCCCUCCCUGCGGCGCCUGCGCCUGGCCGACUGCAGCCUGGUCCAGGGCGUGGAUGCCAUGGCCGCGCUGCUGUGGCGCCUGGGUUCGCUGGAGGCGCUGGACCUCUGCCGCGCCCCCGGGCUGAACGCCGAGGCGCUGCGCCUGGUGCUGGCCGCCAGCGGCGCCGGGCUGCGCGAGCUGGCGCUGGAGCUGCCCUCCCGCUGGCGCGCGCCGCUGCCCCCGCCCCACCCGGGGCUCGCGCUGCGCGCUCUGCACCUGGACGCCGGCGGCGUGGGCGCGGCCAGCGUGCUGCCCAUCCUGCGCGCCUGCGCGCCCACCCUGGUCCGUCUGUUCGUCGCCUUCUCGCUGGCGCGGCGCGACGCCACGCCAGACGCCGUGGCCGGCGCGCUGGGCACGCUGCGCGGCCUGUGCGAGCUGACGCUGCAGGGGUGCGCUGGACUGCACGAGGGGCACCUGGCCACGCUGGGCACGCUGACCGACCUGCGCCGCCUGCAGGUGCACGCGCAGCGGCGGCCCCGGGUGUGGUACCCGGAGCUGGCGGGGCUGGGGCGCCUGCAGGCCCUGGCCAGCCUGAGCCUACAGGGCUUCCGCCCCGACCCCGCCGACCUCCCGGGCCUGCGCGGCCUGCGCUUCCUGCGCCUCGACGCCUCCGCCGACGCGUUCUGGAUGCGGCGCGCGGCGGCCGCGGGGCCCUGCCCCCAGGUGCGCACCUUUGCCCUCAUCGGGUGCAUGGAACCCGAGUCGCUAGACUGGCUGGCCCAGGCCUUCCCGGGCCUGCAGGACCUGGGCGUGGCCUGUGCCGGCACGAUGGCGCAGGAGCAGCUGCUGCCUCUCCGCCAGCUCCCCCGCCUCCAGCACCUGAGCGUCGGGAACACUGCCAUGGCGCGUGCGCACCAGAUGGACUGGAUCUGGACGGACUUCCCGGCGCUGGAGUACUUUGGGACGUCGGGAUGUGUGCACUCUGAACCCAAGGUGGAGGAGGACUGUGUCAUGCAGGCACAGCUGGCAGCGGAGGAGUAG
This is a messenger RNA of Auxenochlorella protothecoides, 1761 nucleotides long. RefSeq lists its product as hypothetical. The record is from RefSeq and is a predicted model, not a curated record. The transcript is spliced from 7 exons. Bases 1 to 1761 code for a protein of 586 amino acids. Gene Ontology annotation, biological process: SCF-dependent proteasomal ubiquitin-dependent protein catabolic process. Lineage: Eukaryota; Viridiplantae; Chlorophyta; Trebouxiophyceae; Chlorellales; Chlorellaceae. Gene Ontology annotation, cellular component: SCF ubiquitin ligase complex.